This is a messenger RNA of Syngnathoides biaculeatus (alligator pipefish), 1572 nucleotides long. RefSeq names its product adaptor related protein complex 1 subunit sigma 3a (gene ap1s3a). Bases 90 to 554 code for a protein of 154 amino acids. Lineage: Eukaryota; Metazoa; Chordata; Actinopteri; Syngnathiformes; Syngnathidae. The record is from RefSeq and is a predicted model, not a curated record. The transcript is spliced from 5 exons. Gene Ontology annotation, molecular function: clathrin-cargo adaptor activity. Gene Ontology annotation, cellular component: intracellular membrane-bounded organelle; AP-1 adaptor complex; membrane coat. Gene Ontology annotation, biological process: intracellular protein transport; vesicle-mediated transport.
GCGGAAGUUCAGCAAGAGCGCUUUAGCUGUCCACAAGGACGUUUCUUCCUCCUGCAGUCUCAUGAUUGUGAGGCAGAUUCUAAUACAAAAUGAUUCGUUUCUUGUUGCUGUUCAGCAAGCAGGGAAAGCUGCGGCUCCAGAAGUGGUUCACGCCAUUAACAGAUCAGGAGAAGAAGAAGGUGAUCCGGGACAUGAUGAUGAUUGUGUUGGGCCGUAGACCGCCUUCAUGCAAUUUCCUGCAAUGGAGAGACCUCAAGAUUGUCUACAAGAGGUACGCCAGCCUAUAUUUCUGCGCCGGUCUGGAGGAGCAAGAUAAUGAGCUGUUGAGCCUCGAAGUGCUGCACAGAUAUGUUGAACUGCUGGAUAAAUACUUUGGCAACGUAUGUGAGUUGGACAUCAUUUUCAAUUUUGAAAAGGCAUAUUUCAUCUUGGAUGAAUUCUUGAUGGGAGGAGAAAUUGUAGAAACCUCCAAAGCGUCCGUGGGUGUCUCUCUGCAGGAGGCCGACGCACUCCAAGAGACAAUGGAGGAAUAUAUGAGCAAACCUUCUUAUUGAGCCAGAAUAAGAUGGGAACCUGUCACAUCUCAGAACUUCAACACAAAGAUUUAAAUCUCCAGUAUUUUUACUUUUUUCACAAAUUGUUUGCUGUAAAUUUGCUGGUUUUUUAUACUGCCGAUACACUCUUUAAAUGCAGCCAAACCAUGUUUCUUUUCUGAGUAUUCUACAAAGUCACAACCAGAAUUUACUUUCAUGUCUUUUCAAAGUAAGCCUUUUGGUUGUUUAUUUUGUGCUCCUUGAUAUGGAUAAAACAUUAGUAACAAACUAUAUCCAAAAUAAUAACAUAAUAUUUUACAUUUAGGAGGCACGGUGCAUCAUUUGGUAAAGCAUUGGCCACAGAGUUCUGAGGACCCGGGUUCCACCCCAGCCCCGCCUGUGUGUAGUUUGCAUAUUCUCCCUGUGCCUGUGCAUGGGUUUCCUCCGGGCACUCCGGUUUCCUCCCACAUCCCAAAAACAUGCAACAUUAAUUGGACACUUUAAAUUGCCUUGAGGUGGGGCUGUUUGUCUCUAUUUGCCCUGGGAUUGGAUGGCAGCCUGCCUCCUGCCCGUUGACAGCUGGGAUAGAAUCCAGCAAUCCACCGUGACCCUCGUAAGGAUAAGUGGCAAAGAAAAUGGUUGAAUGGAUGUUUUGCAUUUAUAUGAAGUAGUACUGUGGUUAGCUCUCCUGUCUAACACUCCUACCACAUUCCAAAAACACAAUUCUUUGGUGAAUUGAAGAUUAAAUUGUUCAUGUGUCUGAAACUGUACUUUAUGUGCCCUGUGAAUGGCUGGCCAAAGUUAGGUGGGAUGGGCUUAGGCAACUUAUCCAUGUGUAAACCUCUCCCUAAGACAAAAGGGAACAAUUGGUGUAAAAAUAAACAUAUACUGUAUCACUGACAGUGUCAAUCAAAACAUAUAGCAAUAUUUGUAUAUGCAGAAGUACUUAGAUUUGUGGCUGUGCGAGGACAGUAUUUUAGAGAUCCAAUAAAUGCUGCAUUUAUAAGUACCUCCUAAGUCUAAGUCAGAUUCAUUCUGG